GUGCCACCCAGUGGAUUCACUGUCUGUAUCUGUUGUUGGUGAAUUUAGCAGAUAAUCUCAGCACGUCACUGAAGCGGCUUAGAGGGAACUUGUUGGUAUUUUGUCGUCGUGUACCUGGGCCACCACCUACAAUAUUAGCCAUAUAAGUUUGAUAAUAUUGUCAUGAAAUGAAGCUUUAAGUUGCAUGUCAUGCAUGAAAGGUUCAAAUGAUCCUCACCAUGUCUGUGCAUCAGGUUGAAAUCACUGCUCCAGCACAGCAUGAAAACUGCAACGCAUGGUGACUCAAAAACGAACUUUAACUCAAACUAAUGCUUGUUUGCUUUGUUUGGAGCUCGAGCGCUAGAACAGAAGUCAAUCUGCCAAAUGUAUGACGCUCAUUACUCGGAAAGGUCUGUGAGGAAUUAGAGGAUUAAAGGGGUUUAUUGUUUUAUAAUUAUAGAUUGUUUUGCUUUUCCUUCUCUUGUCAGCUGAGGAACAAACCUGCCACGUCGUUCAGUGAUGAACACCCUCAUCUUUAGAGUCAAUAUGACAUCUUGAUAAUUACGGUUGCGUAAUGUGUUUUCUCUGGGAUGAUGUACUGUGACUUGUGCUGUCAAAACAGUGAAGGUCUGAGGAAGUGGCGGCUGCUGGUGCCAUCUAGUGGACAUGUGAGAGUAUUGUUGAGCAUUUGAGGUAGAUUAGUUAUGGUAUUGGUUUGUGCAGCAGAUGUUUCUUGUGGAGAGUGGUUAUUUUAACUAUUAAAAUCAUACUUAACGCUUCAUUUUUAACCUCAUGAUCAUCUCAUUAUAUCUGGGUUUGUUACUAUAUCCAAUCUCUGUGUUUUCUUGUGGGCAUUUUAAAUUUCAAAUUCCAAAUCGUGUCAUUUUUUUUAUUUAUUUGAAAAGUAUGCUGGCUAUUACUUCCCCUCAUUUUACUUUUCUGAUCUCAAGCCCAUUUUUUCAUUUCUAAAAUACAGAUCUGAUAUAUUUGAAUAUUUUUUUAUUUUUUAUUUAACAGCUAAAUUAAUAUGAAGAAUCAAAGUAACAAAAAAUGGGUAGACUCAAAUUCAUAACAACUAAAUGAGGCAUUGCUAAAAUAUAAAAUUGAUUUACCUCAUGGCUCAUCUCUCCUGCUGUGCAUCUUAAACUAAGAUGAAGUUUACCCACACAUUAGUUAUAUAAGAAAGACAUUCACAUACUGUACAGACAGAAAGUUGUUUUCAGUUUUAGCGCUUAUAAUUUUUUGUUGGUAUUUGCCUUAUUUUCCCUGUCAAACAUCGUGUGCAGUACUUCUGUUUUUACUUCUACCACACAGCUGCUCUGUUGUCCCUGUUCGUGUAAGUGUUUUGUUAUCUGCUCAGUCACGAUGCUUGACUCUCACUGCUCAUGUGAACUGUGGAGUUCAUCUAUUUUCUGUAUUUCACAGAAACCACAACACACCCCCAGUCACAGAUUCUGAGAGAGAGAGAGCAGCACAUACACAAGCUUCCAUUCACAGACUGAAUAUGGAGUCAAGUCAUUUUAAGUUUCAGGGUCCAUAUAGCGAAGACCGUAAUCUCAGUCAGUGCGAUCAGCGAUUGUCGUCGGUGGAUUAGCGACUGAUUUGAUUACACUGAGGCUAAACAGGUGAUGAGGUCAUAACCAGCUCAGCAACCUCUGCUCACAAAGGUUGGACUCCUUCUUUUGAUCAACACUCCAUAUUUCACAGGGCGUUCCACCAAACUGUCAAACUGCCGAUCUGGCAGCCAACUUAUGUACAGUAUGUACUGAUGUUCUCCUAAAGUAACCGUUGACGAGAGUCAAAAGAGUCCCCAUUGACGAGGAAAACGAUCGACCAUAUUAACAGUUUUCAGACAUUUUAUUGAAAAUUCCAAGUUGACGGGGCUUUAUUUCAAAAGGAAACCCUUUUGAAACCCCCUGUUGUUCGUACAGCAGUGAUUCUGACUGUAUGCAUUAUUUUGUCAGACGACAGAAGUGACAAACAUUUCCGGUUGUUAUUCACAUUUCAGAUUGAGUGGGAUUUCGCAGACUUAGAUCUCAGUCAGCUGCUUCCAUCUCUCACGCUGCACAUUUGGUUUUAAUGUCAAGUACAAUAGCAGUUGUUACAUCAGCUGUGAUUAAUUUAAGGAUUAUUGCAGAAUCACUAAAUCCACAUAGAAACCCAGCAGUUGCCAAAGCUUCUCAUUUUUCCAUACACAGCUGUGUCGGCCUUUCACAUAGCUUUGUUUUCCGCUGUAAACGCGAGAUAAAGGGACGCGCUGUUCUUGUCCCAAGAUAAGAGACUGGAAUUUGGUUUGUCGAGAGCAGUCGCAGGGUUAUAGGGAUGAGAUGUAGGUUACAUUGUGGAGCCAGCUGAUGGACGGACUCGCUGUCUGGCCACUUCCUUUCCCUGGAUGAAUCCUAAAGGAGCUUACACUCUAAUAUCCUGAUGGGAAAGGGGUUUGCUUUAAGCUCGCUGAACGCGCCAGAUCGCCACGAGGAUACCACAAAGGCCUGAGGUAAAUCAGAUAAAGAAAGCGCCUUCAAAAAAAGAACUGUUUUUUGUCGCCAACCUGCUGGAUGAAAAUAUCAUGAAGGCAGCGGAAUUUUUUGGGGUUAUUUUUCCCUCCUUUUUUUUUUCUUCCGGAGAACGAUCACAUCUAUUUUCUUUGAUAUGUGGCAAGGUGGAUGCAGAAGAGUAAAGAGUGGCAUGUGAGUAAACUCUGGGGACUUUGACAAGUAAAUUGCAGACAUGAUUCCCACUAAGAUGUUAGUGUACCGGGGGCCCGAUGGAGGCACACACGCUCAGACAAUUUCCAACACGAGACGCCGCAAGAAGUCGACCGGGGAGCUCUUUCAGAAGGGCUACAGGGUCAGGAUGGGCCACGGGCAGGUCGGCGACAAAGAGGACCAGGACAGCAUCUGCUACAGCUUCGGUGCAUGCUUCCACGUAAUCUCCUACUGGGGUAAGACCUGCAGGACGUGAGAACGAGGGGAAAUCUCCACUAAAACUGAACGCUGGCAUAUCCCGAACUCUUUGGACUCUGCGUGUCAGCUGGAGCAGGUUCAGGACUUGAUCUAUAUUAUGCUCCCCAUCUGGCAAACGCUCACUCCAAAUGAAAAAGAGGAGCUUUGGCGAGGCACACCGCAUCCGCAUCCUUUUCUGAAAUAUUAUUUGUUUAUAUAAAUAUUUCUUGAGCUGAACGCGUGCCCGUAACAUCUUUGAUUUGUGUCAUUUGGCAUUCACACAAAUCCAUUCAAGCAGGCAAAUUCAUCUGCCCCGUUAAUGCAUGCGGCGAUGGAUUUGACUCGACGGCUCACUCUGGGCUGAGGAGGCUUUUAAUUGUUUAUGCAGCAUCGACAGUCCAGCUUUUUUCUAAAUUAGCUGGAUCCCUGAAUCAUGUGGCCUUUAAACUCGGGGGGGAACUUCCCUUUAGCAGGUAGCUCACUGCAAAUCACCUAAACCCAGAAACAUUAACGAGAGAAUAUUUUUGCUUCAUCUGUAGAUGUGGAUUUGUGUGUUGAUUUUCUGGGCUUCUUGGACAGAAGUGGCAGCCGACUGCUUCUAAUCAGGUUGUGAUUAAACGACGGUAUGAUAUGGUCAGUCAUCGUGCAGGAGCUCAGGCUCAUGUUGUCACCUCUGAUUGUAUCGGGGUCAUGUCGUCCUUGAAGUCCUGGAAAAUGACAUUUUUUAAUCUUCCCAUAAAUACCCUCAAAUUUAGGAUUUGACGUCAUGAAUGUUUACACAUUCAAUUUUGCCCGAGAGCGUCCACCUGUCUUCACUCUAAUCCAGGUUUUCAUCUCUCCCACGUUGAGAGUUUUUAUCCAGCGGGAAUGAACCACUGCAUCAGGUAGAUGCCGGUGCUUUGCGACGCUCCUGAGACCGAAGCAGUGUGUGUUAUGAGUCGAUGAAGAGAGAACUGGGAUGUGGAGCUUGUUUUUUCCCUAAUUAUUCCAAAAUGUUUAUUUCAUGAUACAGUAAGUGCUUAGUACCUCUUGAUCAGGCGGCGUUCAUUUCUUUAAUCAAUAUGAAUCCAUUGAAGCUGAUAAACAUGGAGGAAAGUUUGAAAGGCUUGAGGUUUUUAAGGGCCUUAAGGUUGAUACAGUUCUCAGAAAUUUUACAGUUUUUGAAUAUACUAAAGACGAGCAACUCUAUAAAGCUGGUGAACCUGUGUUCGAUCUUCAUAAGCACAUGGCUAACUGCAGCAGGCUUCAUUCAUUUGGUGGAGAACUCUGGGGAUCCUUGGGAAAACUUCCAGAAUUCCCAGGCACUUUCAUACUGGGAAUGUGUCUACUUGCUCAUGGUUACUAUGUCCACUGUUGGAUAUGGAGACGUUUAUGCAAAAACCACCCUGGGCCGGCUGUUCAUGGUCUUCUUCAUCCUCGGUGGUUUGGCCAUGUUUGCGAGCUACGUCCCUGAAAUCAUAGAGUUAAUAGGAAACCGCAAGAAAUAUGGUGGUUCCUAUAGUGCGGUUAAUGGGAGAAAGCACAUCGUGGUCUGUGGUCAUAUAACACUUGAGAGCGUGUCCAACUUUCUAAAAGACUUCCUACACAAGGACAGGGAUGAUGUCAAUGUAGAAAUAGUUUUUCUUCAUAAUAUUUCCCCUAAUCUUGAGCUGGAAGCCUUGUUCAAACGGCACUUCACCCAGGUGGAGUUUUACCAAGGCUCUGUCCUAAACCCACACGACUUGGCCAGAGUGAAGAUUGAAUCUGCUGACGCCUGUUUGAUCUUAGCCAACAAAUACUGUGCUGACCCCGAUGCUGAGGACGCAUCCAACAUCAUGAGGGUUAUAUCAAUCAAGAACUACCAUCCAAAGAUCAGAAUAAUCACUCAAAUGUUGCAGUACCACAACAAGGCCCACCUUUUGAACAUCCCAAGCUGGAACUGGAAGGAGGGAGAUGACGCCAUUUGCCUUGCAGAGCUGAAACUCGGCUUCAUCGCCCAGAGCUGCCUGGCUCAGGGCCUCUCCACCAUGCUGGCCAACCUCUUCUCCAUGAGGUCCUUCAUCAAGAUCGAGGAGGACACGUGGCAGAAGUAUUACCUAGAGGGAGUCUCCAAUGAGAUGUACACCGAGUACCUGUCGAGUGCCUUCGUGGGCUUGUCUUUCCCUGUCAUUUGCGAACUCUGCUAUGUGAAGCUAAAGCUCCUGCUGAUAGCGAUAGAGUACAAGUCUGAUCAAAGGGAGAGCAGCACUUUGAUAAACCCGGGGAACCACAUGAAAAUGGAGGAGGGGACCUUGGGCUUCUUCAUCGCCAGCGAUGCCAAAGAAGUAAAGAGGGCGUUGUUCUACUGUAAAGCCUGCCACGAUGACAUAUCUGAUCCCAAAAGAAUAAAGAAAUGUGGAUGCAAGAAAUCCAAGACGGCCGCCUUCAAGAAAAUAAGACUGGCAUGUUGUUUUGAUUGCGGCCACUCAGAGCGGGACUGCUCUUGCAUGCCAGUUAAUGUGCGUUGUAACACGGACUCCUCUCAACACGCCAUCCCACUCUCUGCUGUCUCUGUUAAUGAUUGCUCGACCACAUUACGUGCCUCUAAAAAUAGCUAUAAUGGAUAUAUCAAAUCAAUCGAAGAGGACCAGCAGUCGACACUGUCUCCCAAAAAAAAGCAACGUAAUGGAGGCAUGAGGAACUCUCCGAACUCCUCGCCCAAGAUAAUGAGACACGACCCGCUCCUCGUCCCUGGGAACGAGCAGAUAGAGAGCAUGGACGAGAACAUAAAGAGAUACGACUCCACGGGGAUGUUCCACUGGUGCCCGUCCAAAGACAUCGAGAAGGUCAUCUUGACCCGCAGCGAGGCGGCCAUGACUGUUCUGAGCGGUCAUGUGGUCGUGUGCAUUUUCGGAGAUGUGAAAUCGGCGUUGAUCGGUCUCCGAAACUUUGUCAUGCCCCUGAGAGCGAGCAACUUUCACUACCAUGAGCUGAAGCACAUCGUGUUUGUCGGCUCCCUGGAGUAUCUGAAGCGAGAGUGGGAGACUCUUCACAACUUUCCAAAAGUUUCUAUUCUGCCGGGCACACCGUUGAGUCGGGCAGAUCUGAGGGCUGUCAACAUCAACCUCUGUGACAUGUGUGUCAUUCUGUCAGCCAAUCAGAACAAUAUUGACGACGCAUCACUGCAGGACAAAGAAUGCAUCUUGGCGUCACUCAACAUCAAAUCCAUGCUGUUUGACGACAGCAUCGGGGUCUUGCAGGCUAAUUCCCAAGGCUUCACACCACCAGGGAUGGAUAGAUCUUCUCCUGAAAACAGCCCCGUCCAUGGAUUAGUGAGGCAGACCUCUGUCACAACUGGAGCGAAUAUUCCCAUCAUCACAGAACUUGCACCAUUAGCAAAGCCGGGCAAAACACUGCCUGUGAUUUCAUUCAGUCAGGAUAAAAGCAGUGGGACCAGCAUACAAAUGAUAACUGAGCUUGUGAAUGACUCUAAUGUUCAGUUCCUGGACCAAGAUGACGACGACGACCCCGACACGGAGCUAUACCUCACUCAGCCUUUCGCCUGUGGGACAGCCUUUGCAGUCAGUGUGCUGGAUUCCUUAAUGAGUGCUACAUACUUCAAUGAUAAUAUCCUCACCUUGAUCCGGACGCUGGUAACAGGCGGCGCGACCCCGGAGCUGGAGGGCCUGCUGGCGGAGGAGAAUGCGUUACGGGGUGGCUACAGCACGCCACAGACCCUGGCGAACAGGGACAGGUGUCGCGUGGCACAGCUGGCCUUGUACGACGGGCCCUUCGCCGACCUGGGGGAUGGUGGUUGUUAUGGUGACCUGUUUUGUAAAGCCCUGAAAACAUACAACAUGCUGUGCUUUGGCAUCUACCGGUUACGAGACGCACAUUUAAACUCACAAAGCCAAUGCACCAAACGGUAUGUCAUAACCAAUCCGCCGUAUGCGUUUGAGCUGGUGCCCUCAGACCUGAUAUUCUGCCUGAUGCAGUUUGACCACAACGCCGGCCAGUCUCGAACCAGCCUCUCCCACUCUUCCCAUUCCUCCCAUUCCUCCAGCAAAAAGAGCUCCUCCGUCCACUCUAUCCAAACCACCAACCGCACCAACCGCAACAAGAGCAGGGACUCACGAGACAAACAAAAAAAAAAGACAUGGUUUACAGAUGAGCCAGAGAAUACCCACCUGAUGAGGACCAUACAGAUCAAGCCUGUGAACACUCUCGCCGUCAACCAAGUCAGUCAGUGUAAAUCCACAAGCAGCUCGAUUCCACCCAUCAGAGAAGCAGAGGACGAGUGCUGAGCUCGGGACCCGCGCUGACACCUGGAUGCUUGGACUCCAAAGGCUUCUCAUGUAGGUGUCAGACUGGGAUUUGAGAUCUCCUCUUACCUGCAAACAUAAAUCACCAGUUGAUGAGACGAACACUUACUUUCCUCAUUCACCUCUCUGCAGCAAAGUUGUUGUACAAGCAGUCAUACAUGAAAUGUAAAUACAGACAAGCAUCCCAACCCAUCAACUAUCACUUUAGUAGUGACCAGACUCCAUAACUUUUUUGGUCCAUUUUGGGGAAUGAGGGUCACUCAAAGGAGACGAGCAAUGUAAAAAUGGCUACAACUACUACAAAAGGUGAUUUAUUAUAAUUGUUGGAUCAAAUGUUGCUAUUGUAAAAGUUGCCUUUGUAGCUUUCGAUGAAGAACAACUACUACUACUUAAUUUUCUCUACCCAGUGUUGCAGAGUGAUUCUGUACAGUAUAUAAAAAUGAGUGUUUUACAUCCAGCUGCAAUCCCACCACGAUGGCAACGUCAGUGACUGACUCUCGGUGAUUACUUUGCCAUUUGGAGCUAAUUCACAACAUUUGUGACAGUUACGACGGCCAGCGUCCAUGUGUAAAUGGCAUUUGGCUCCAGCCUUAUCUGUAUCCAUUUAUAUUGGUCUUAUCUUUGCCUUUUUUGCGUCGUUUGUUAUAAAUGUUUUCAUGUCACUGUUUGGUUGCAAUGUCCAAAAUCCCAGAAAUCUUACAGAGUGAAGUUGCUCCAGGGGUAAAACACAGGGAAUAGUCUACUUUCUUUUAUUGUUAAUAGCCAAAUAUGAUAGAGCUGUUUUGUUGGCAACAUUUCAAUAUAACCAGAAAUCUUACACAGUUAUUCCUUUACUUUAGACACCAUAGACAGCAAAGCCAAAUAUUAUGAUACAGCAUGGCGCCAUAUUAUAAGUCUGUAGGUGAACGUGAAAGCCACAUAUCGCAUGAAGUGGGCACCUUAAAUUCCUCCUUUGGCUGAAAGCACUGCCUGACACAGGAUUGUCUUGGAGGCCAUUAAGUGCUUGUAUGAACUCCAUGAUCAAUCUUAAUACCAUAAUCAGACAUGUUCAUGCUUUAUAUAGAUCCGUAAAAAACAGCUCUAUCAUGAAAAUACGUGUUUUUGGCUAUUUAUAUGUUCUGAUAGAUUAAGAUUGUGUUGGUUAACCAUUUUGGUGAUGGAUUACAUUUCUGAUAAAUCCCUAAAACAAUCAAUUAAUACACAUCUGAUGAUUAAUCACUUGUUUCAGUUUGUAAGCACGUAAUGCUCAAAUACUGAGCCAAGAAAGGCUAUUAAUCAUGUCUUAUUUGAAUAAUAGAACAUAUCUAUAUUGGCACUUUUGUCACUUUACUUCAGAAUCGAGGAAGGGGGAGGAAAGUUCAAAAUAAAUACAUAUAUAAAACACAAGCAAUCCAAUUCAUGCUUAACCUACGGAGGACGUGUCACAGUCUAGCCGAGGAUUCACGUUGAAUGUAAAAACAGAGAGGUUUUGACAUUUUUACUGGCACAGAGAACAUGAAAGCCAUCGCUCCCUCAGUGCCAGUAAUGUGCCAGGCAGUGCUGAAGCCAUCGGAGGACUCCUGAAGACCCACCGCUGCGAAAAGAGGCUUCUAGUUUAGUCUAGUUUCAAGCAAUAUGUACUUUUGCUGUGAGACUGAGAAAUGUACUUUUUCCUUUUUGUUCCCAUCUCAGAGACCAUUCUACAAAAAGUAUUCUUAAUCUAAAGGCUGUAAUUCCCUGGAGUUAAAAAAAACAGAACUGUAGUAAAUAAUUUAGUCUUAAGUCUUAAAAUUAUUUUUGAAUCGAUCCAUCAUCAUUAGCAGAGUCUGACUGCAAUUCAAUUUUAUGCACUCUUCGAAUAAAUCUGUAAAGCUUAAUGUGAAGUAUUUUCUUUCUAGUGUGUUAUUGUGGGACAGAUUUUCUUGUUUGCCAGUUCCUGUGGGGUUGAGAGACAUUCGGUCUAGUUUGUGAUUUCUUUUUUUUUUUUAGCACAUUAACUUGUGGAUACAAUGACAGUGCUAAGUUGAUAUUUCUGACUAUGUCAUAAUCCCAAUAAUGAAUACAGUUUGUCUUGUACAAAUAGGCUUGUACAUAAAUUGUACAUGAUUUCAUUUUGUAUUUUCACAAAUUAAAAGCUGAUGUAUUGUG
Scophthalmus maximus (turbot) is the source of this 9331-nucleotide messenger RNA. Its product is annotated as calcium-activated potassium channel subunit alpha-1. Gene Ontology annotation, biological process: transmembrane transport; potassium ion transport. The coding region runs from base 3986 to 7186 and encodes 1066 amino acids. The record is from RefSeq and is a predicted model, not a curated record. Gene Ontology annotation, cellular component: postsynaptic membrane. Gene Ontology annotation, molecular function: large conductance calcium-activated potassium channel activity. NCBI's taxonomy places the organism in Eukaryota, Metazoa, Chordata, Actinopteri, Pleuronectiformes, Scophthalmidae. The transcript has 28 exons.